AUUGACAUUAUCCGAGUGUUUAUUUAUCAUUUAUCUUAUAUCUAUUUGCAGUUUAUUUUCAACGAUGGAUUUCAAGUCGCAACCUUAUCCAGAGCUCCAGCCUAUAGAAGAGGUGGCUCUGGACACCGUGGUGUCCGUCAUGAACAGGGCUAAGGAGCAGUUAGGGGAACGGCAAACGUUGAAGGGACUUGCUCGCUGCCGUGAACUCUUCGCCGGUAAAACAAAGUUGAACGUCACCGGCCUCCGAGCUCCCCUGGCCAUCACAGCAGAACGGCUCAUCGAAGACACCAUCAGAUUCCACUGGAAGCUGACAGAUCUGUUCAUGUUCACCCUCAAUUACAAGAACACCUCGUUUGAUGAGAUUUCACAUUACUACUACUACGAGGCCAUAUUCAGCCAGCCUACAGCCAAGUACCCCAUCCCUCAAGCAACAGCUACAGUCUACUUCAGGAUUCAAGAGCAGUACACUCAUCCGCCUAAAAACGCCCCAGUUCCUGUGAUUCAAUUCAGUCUAGAAGGGCAGCGAACAUCUCACGAUAUCCGCUACGUCACCCUCAUGCCCGAAUGGCUGCUGGCCAUCAUCAAGAUGAAGAUCACCCUCUUCAAGCGCAUUGAGGAAUAUAACAUCUUCUGAGGCUGUCAUGUAGAAAACGAGUCCUUAUCUGCCGUUUAGAAAAUAAAAAACUGAAU
This is a messenger RNA of Cydia pomonella (codling moth), 690 nucleotides long. RefSeq lists its product as uncharacterized. Gene Ontology annotation, molecular function: protein kinase A regulatory subunit binding. The record is from RefSeq and is a predicted model, not a curated record. Bases 65 to 634 code for a protein of 189 amino acids. NCBI's taxonomy places the organism in Eukaryota, Metazoa, Arthropoda, Insecta, Lepidoptera, Tortricidae. Gene Ontology annotation, cellular component: cAMP-dependent protein kinase complex. The transcript has 4 exons.